Molecule: messenger RNA, 854 nt
Organism: Galleria mellonella (greater wax moth)
Lineage: Eukaryota; Metazoa; Arthropoda; Insecta; Lepidoptera; Pyralidae
Gene: CPR73
Product: larval cuticle protein A2B-like
Exons: 4
Coding region: 153-635 (160 amino acids)
Cellular component (GO): extracellular matrix
Source: RefSeq, a predicted model, not a curated record
GAAAGGAACCUAUAGGGUCGGCCAUGACAAAACUUGGGCGGGUUAUAAUAAUAAUAAUGCAUCGAAUGGACCAUGCGUGUGUAUAAAACGACGCGUGCGCACCCCUCAGCAUUCAUAGCAGGUCACAGCCCCACCAGAGGUACCCAUACAACAUGAAGGUCGUAAUCUUGGCUGCUAUCCUGGCGGUGUGCAGAGGAGCGGCCGGCGGAGUUUUGCCCGUUGCCUCUCCUUACGCAUACGCCAGGCCGUAUGGUCUGCCAGUUGCAGCGCCUCUAGCAGUUGCCAGGCCCGCAAUCGCUGUUGCCAGGCCAGCUAUUGCAGCACCAUAUGCUGUAGCACCCGCUUAUGCCAAAGUCGCUGCACCCGUCGACGAUUAUGACCCCAAUCCACAAUAUUCUUAUGCCUACGACAUUCAAGAUGCUAUAACUGGUGACUCCAAGAGUCAGCAGGAGUCGCGGUCUGGUGAUGUAGUACAAGGUUCAUACUCUUUGGUGGAGCCCGACGGCACUCGUCGCGUGGUGGAGUACACUGCGGACCCACAUAACGGCUUCAAUGCCGUCGUUCACAAGGAACCUCUUGGGGGCGUUGUGAAGGCUGUGGCGCCUGUCGCUGCGGCGCCUGCCUUCAUACACUAGUCUCGACAACAAUGUUUAGAUCGAUUUAGAAAUCUGCUGAUUCAUAGGAAGAAUGGGAGUGUUGUGCCAGUGUCAUAGAGUGGAUUUUUGAAACAUCAAUGACGGACCUAAAUCUAUCUAAACGCUCGUAUAUUUUUAACGUGACCUGAAUCGUAUAUACUUUAUAGGUAUAUAGUUUAUUGUUAUUAUAUUAAUGUUAUAGCUGAGGUAAUAAAUAAG